Molecule: messenger RNA, 1566 nt
Organism: Trypanosoma rangeli
Lineage: Eukaryota; Euglenozoa; Kinetoplastea; Trypanosomatida; Trypanosomatidae
Exons: 1
Coding region: 1-1566 (521 amino acids)
Source: RefSeq, a predicted model, not a curated record
AUGAAGACAAUUAUGGAGGAUUUACUGACUGGGUGGUCGGUGAACGACGGAAGGUUAAAGCUGCAUGGCAGCAGUGGGAGCCAUUUUACGCCGCCUAACGGGCAGGGGUCACGCUCUGGUGGAUCCAUCACAGGGGCGAGUUUGGGAAGGACCCGAUUCUACGGCUGGCAUUCCUCGCAAACAUUCUCUGAUGAAAGUCGUGAGGGGGGCGGUGCUGCGGGCCCGCGCUUUGGCUCAGCGGCAUUGCGUGUUAAAGAGAAAAACCGCCUGCAGCAGCAGAUGUAUUCACCUUAUUUUUGCCCUGUGGGCCCGGCCGCAGUGCGAAGACGACCCGGCAACAGGACCUUUGCUGCUGCGGUGAGAACUGCCCCGUGCCGUCCAUGCAACAAUUCCGCAGGGAUUACACGCAGGUCACGUUGUGUUUCUGGAGAGCCGACGGCUUUAGCUCCUUUACCAAUGGCCCCGCGGCUGGUGCAGAGUGUGAAAGUUGGUUCAAGAGCUGUGUCGCCGCCACGCAAAACGUCUGAGCACAUCCCGCGCAGCCCCGGCGGCGCCUUCCUUCGUAGUCUUGCUCAAUCACCCCAACCGUGCGAUGAGAGCAAUAACGUCCUUCCUGAUGUACGGUGUCAAUCUAAUAAUGACGCCACUAAUUUAGCCUUUGACCAUCAUCCGCAAGAGGGCAACGUGCACGGCGGCGGUGCCAUGGUCCAUCUCUUGGUAAACGAAAACAGGCGGGGCAGCGAUUGUUCUUCUUUUCAAGAAUCUCCCUGCGAGAGCCCCGCCAGUGACCCGGCAGUUUUUUUGCGUCUACAGAUGAGGUGGGAGGCUGCCUGCGCGAUGGAGGCGAGCGCGUCGCAGCGUUGUGUUGUUUUGACGAAAAUGAUACAACAGCUAAAGAAUCAGAUUGACGAGGCCAGUGGUGCUCUGGAAAGCGUCAAGAUGCAGCGGGUUUUGCUUCAAGAGAGAAUGCGGUCGUUCACCGCUCUUCAGCUGGACGUGGGACGAGAGGAGAGGAAAUGCAGGGAGCUGCACCGUCUGGCUGAGGCGGCGGUGAAGCGUAAGAACUGCGCUCAGGUGUUGCAGCCCAAAAAAGGAUUGCGUGUUGAUGCGGCAACCGAACUACAUGAAUUUGGUGAGGAUAAGCCGACGCUGCUGGCGAGCCUUGCCCAGCAGCGUGACUCACUUCAACUGGAGCGAACAUCGCUUAGGCAGGCGAUUCGUGCGGCUAGUGCGGAAUCUUGCGGGAAAUCGACCAACAACGCUCUAAUUUCCAGCGUCGCACCACGACUGCAGGAGGCCGAGCGGCGAAGGCUUGAACAGAGUAUCGCAGCUCUGCAAGGGCGGGAGCAACAACUGAGGGUGCGAGCCCGGCGGUCCGAGAUGCACGCCGAUAGUAUCAUGGAAAACGUUGAAAAACUUCGAACUGCAAUGCGCCAGACAAAAGAACAGUACCGCAGAAAGGUAGUGGAUAGUUCCGAUACGACGUCUGUCUCAGAGAUCCUUGAGAACGUAAGUGUCACAGCUAACUCAAUGGGGAGCUGCUUCGUCACAGAGUUGGCGGCCUGA